CGCGAGCCUUGAGUCCCGGCAGCACCCGGAAGCGAUUCCCUGCCUGGAGGCUGUGCGGACCAGAGUCUCAGGAAAAGACUAAAGAUUAGAUUGGAAGAAGAGAGAGUAGAAGCCAUGUUUCGAAGACCUGUAGUACAGGUACUUCGUCAGUUUGUAAGACAUGAGUCUGAAGUAGCUAGCAGUUUGGUUCUCGAAAGAUCUCUGAAUCGCGUGCAGUUGCUUGGUCGAGUAGGUCAGGACCCUGUCAUGAGACAGGUAGAAGGAAAAAACCCAGUCACAAUAUUUUCCCUAGCAACAAAUGAGAUGUGGCGAUCAGGGGAAAACGAAACCUACCAAAUGGGUGAUGUCAGUCAGAAGACAACAUGGCAUAGAAUUUCAGUGUUCCGACCGGGCCUCAGAGAUGUGGCGUAUCAGUAUGUGAAAAAGGGGUCUCGAAUUUAUGUGGAAGGGAAAGUAGACUAUGGUGAAUAUACGGAUAAAAAUAAUGUCAGACGACAAGCAACAACAAUUAUAGCUGAUAAUAUUAUAUUUCUGAGUGACCAGAUGAAAGAGAAGCCGUAGACUGGACGAUUCUUCUCUGGCCGGUGUUUGGGAAGUUCCUUCAGUGACCUAAGUCUGCCGGGAGGGUCAUCCUGUGUGCUUCUCUUCACCGUCAUCUGACUUUCUUGCCUAAAAUGUGGCUGUGGUGGCUGAAUCUCCAGUAGCCAUCUUGAAGCGUGAGAUGGUCUUCAGGCUGUGGAAGAAAGAGGAAGCUGGGAUCCGUGAUGACCAUGGAGCUACCACACCAGUCCUGGACAGUCUACUUCUGGACUUCUUUUGGCAACACAAAUAAAUCUACCUUGUAGCCA
Messenger RNA from Bubalus bubalis (water buffalo), 848 nucleotides. It is a transcript of the gene SSBP1, whose product is annotated as single stranded DNA binding protein 1. The record is from RefSeq and is a predicted model, not a curated record. Bases 115 to 561 code for a protein of 148 amino acids. Lineage: Eukaryota; Metazoa; Chordata; Mammalia; Artiodactyla; Bovidae. Gene Ontology annotation, molecular function: single-stranded DNA binding. The transcript is spliced from 8 exons. Gene Ontology annotation, cellular component: mitochondrial nucleoid. Gene Ontology annotation, biological process: positive regulation of helicase activity; mitochondrial DNA replication.